ACGUAAAUCCAAGCACCACCACUUCCAUGGUAGACUACUUGCAGAAGCUCACAACUCAAUACCUUUAUACAUGUUUCUUUCCCCGGCGACUCGCCGGAAAAACACCGGCCGUGUCGAGCUCUUCGCCGUAAAAACACCGGCGGUGUCGAGCUCUUCACCGGCAUCAUCAACACCUAUCCCUAACCUUCAUGAUUAAAAGAGGAAUUAAAUUAUCAGCCUUCGAUACUGCAUUCACUCAGCUCGUUUCAUGCGCGCUUCGACAAAUCUUAUAUACAGCUAAUAUUUACUAUAUUAGUAUGGGAGAAAUGUUGUCAUUUAUGGAAGAUACACCACAGGGAAGUGGGUAAGUACUAAGUUGGUUAUUAGAUUAAUUCCUUUUGUUCACUUAUGGAAGAUAUACCAGAGGGAAAUGGGUAAGUACUCCUACAUAUCUCCUUCCUUUAUCUUGCAUAUAGAAGUCAUAUAUUGAUAAUACAAUUCUUCAAAUACUGGUUUAUAGAACUACUGAUAUUAUUACAUUGGGUAUUCACUGGAUGUCAGGGAAAGAGACGUUUCUCGUGGGGUUAGAAUUUGAUCAGACCUGUAUCAUUGUCAAUAUCGGAAUGAUAAUGUGAUAAAAUAAAGUAUGUCACAUAAUUAAGAAGAUCGAAGUUCAUUAGUUAUGAGGUCAUUCGGAUUUUAGAAUUUGCAGGUACAAGCUAAUAUAACAUGUGGGCUUGACGAUGCUUGUUAAAUAGAUAGAGCUUUAAGAAUGUCACUUCCUAAUUGCUAAUGGAGUAGAUGUUUUGCCGUCAAAACAUUUUGGUUGGCUUUGGGAUGAGUCUUGUGAUUGAUUUCUGUUAUUGGAUCCGAGAAUGAGUUAGUGGUUGGUUCUGAGAUCGGUAAUAGGAAAAAGGAAGCGACUAAUAUAUAUAUGGUUGUGUAAUAUAAUGAUACGCAUAUUGAUUUUGCGUACGUAUCAAAUAAGGCAGCAAAGGCCUCAUUUCCGCAUUUAGGUAUUUUAAUAGUUAAACUUCAAUGUUAGGUUAUUUUUCAAUAGUAUGGCUGUGGGUAAAAAAUUGAGAAAAAGGAAGACUACGGCGGCGGAUCUGCCAGAGGAAGUAAUUCAGAAUGAGAUCCUUACGCGGCUCCCUAUCAAAUCAGUGGUACGCUUCAAGUCUGUAUCUAAAUCAUGGCUUUCUUUGUUCUCUGAUCCCCUAUUUGUAAAAGAACACCACCGUGCUGCUCAAAACCCUGAAGAUUAUGAUUGUCUCAUAGCUCAAAAAAACACCAGAAUUGCCAUUCUUUCUCGAUACAAAGAAACAUUUCUACUCCCUUUAGCUAAUUCCUUUUUAAUUGGUUCGAUUAACGGUUUAGUUUGUCUCAGAAAUGGAAAGAAGUUAUUGUUAUGGAACCCUGCUAUACAUCAAUUUAAGGAAUUGACUAUUCCACCCCACAAGUAUUCUGUUCUGAGUAACGUCGGAUUCGGUUAUAAUUCAGCAAGUACUGAUUACAAGGUUGUUGUUCUGUCAGUGGAUAAAAGGUCUGCUACUCUUUACUGCUCUAGUUCCAAUUCUUGGAUUGAUAUAUCUGUUCCUGAUAAUGUCUUCCCUAAAGAUUGCAAUUAUCAAUUAACUGGUCCAGCUAUCAUCGCAAAGGAUUGUCCCUACUGGACAUUUAUCAGAUAUAGUCGGUUUAAGGUUUUUAUUGCUCUGAAGUUUGAUGCUGGAAGUAACAAGUUCAAGUUGUUGCCUGGACUUCACAUUGAUGGAGACUUAAGUAGAUCUUGUUUUGAGUUUGUUGAUAUGAAAGAUAGCCUUACUUUGAUAAUGUUUCAAGUUAAAUCUUCUAUGGUGGGUUUAUAUUCUUUGGACGAGGAAGAUGGAUGUUGUGUCUGGAGUAAGAUGUACAAUGUGGGACCUCUCAAUUUUCACCCACUUGUGUCACCGACACAAGGAUUUAAAUAUGGUGAUGAGCUUGUAUUUCGAUAUUACGGGGUGUUUUUCUGCUAUGAUCACGAAACACUUACAAGCAAACGUCUUGUCGGUACAAGUUCUACAAACAUACCCCCCUUCGUAAGGUGCUUUAGAUAUAUGCCUAGUUUGGUUUUUCUUAAAGGAAUGAAGUCUGCUCACUCAACUACCCAAACUCGUAGACGUGGUCUUUGCUCUAGGACUCCUUUGCGAUUACUCAACUCAUUACGCGAGUAAUCACUUGUUCAAGGCCAUUGGUCAGUUUAGACCCUAAUGACAUGAAACAUGAGAGGAUGGACUUGAAUGUGAAAGUCUGAGAAGUAGAAGCACCAAGUUAAAAGUGUAUAACUGUUUAAACAAAACUGGACUAGUGGACUGGUAUGCAGAUGCUUGUUUGAUUGAAUGUUUUUGAUGUUGAAUGCAAACUUAAAUUUCAAUGUAAUAAUGCAAUUUAAACUUGAGUAACAUUGUUGGCUUGUUUUUGCUACACAAAUGUUUAUUUUAGCAAAGUUUCACUGUUUUUGAUACAUUAA
Messenger RNA from Daucus carota subsp. sativus, 2485 nucleotides. Its product is annotated as putative F-box protein At1g47765. NCBI's taxonomy places the organism in Eukaryota, Viridiplantae, Streptophyta, Magnoliopsida, Apiales, Apiaceae. Gene Ontology annotation, molecular function: protein binding. Bases 1041 to 2189 code for a protein of 382 amino acids. The record is from RefSeq and is a predicted model, not a curated record. The transcript has 3 exons.